UCGACGUCAAAAGCUGUCAAAUAUGGCGAAGGCAGCGAACGAGCGGUAAUUGACAUGUAAAAAUGUGAAUAGGCCUGCCGCGCGACCGCAACGUCGAUUUGCGCCUCGAGGAGAGGGAGCGAACGCACCUGCGACGGCUGACACGGGUGUCACGCGUGCGAAUCAACGGGACAGGACCGACGACAGUGACGACGACGACGAGGGCGACGACGACGACGAUGAUGGUAAUGAUGAUGUCGGGCUCGCCGGUGCCCGAUCGCCGGAAGUGAGAAGUGCGCAAGGGUGGGUUGCGGACGGGUCACGCAACUCGCGGUCGGGCCGGAGUCGGAGCACACGAGGGUAUGGUAUAAUCGCCGGACAGCCAUGGGUGCACAGCAGACCAAGGACAGGGUGAUCCCCGCCGGGUCGACCGUGCGGCAGACGCGCAAGCAGCCCAGGAACCUCAAGGAAUCGCGCAUCGUAGGCUCUAACAUAUUCACCGAGCACAGUGAGGCUCUCUUGCAAAGUAGGCCACUACCUCACAUUCCAGCAUUGCCAGAAGGUGAUCCUCCAAGUGGCUCUAGUGUUCAAUCAAUUUCACAGCAAACUAAUGUUCAACAACAUACUAGUGUGUCUGCUACUGGACUUCUUGAAGCAGCAAAUAGAUGGACCAGCAAAGAAAAUCUGUUGGCGCAGGAGGAAGAUGAUCCUCAAUUAUUCGUCGCCUUGUACGAUUUUCAAGCUGGUGGGGAAAAUCAACUGAGUCUGAAGAAAGGUGAACAAGUGCGUAUCCUAAGUUACAACAAAAGCGGCGAAUGGUGCGAGGCGCACUCGAGCACUGGUCAGGUGGGAUGGGUACCGUCGAAUUACGUGACUCCCGUUAAUUCCCUGGAGAAGCACUCUUGGUAUCACGGAAGAAUAUCCAGGAACGCUGCCGAGUAUCUCCUGAGUUCGGGGAUAAACGGUAGCUUCCUCGUACGGGAGUCGGAAAGCAGUCCCGGCCAGCGCAGCAUCUCGCUGAGAUACGAGGGCCGCGUGUACCACUACAGGAUCAACGAGGACAGCGAGGGCAAGAUGUUUGUGACGACGGAAAGCAAAUUCAACACGCUGGCGGAACUGGUGCAUCAUCAUUCAAUGCUUGCCGACGGCCUCAUUACGCAACUGCUGUACCCCGCACCGAAGCACAAUAAGCCUACCGUCUUCCCGUUGAGUCCGGAGCCGGACGAAUGGGAGAUCAAUCGAACGGACAUAGUGAUGAGGCAUAAACUAGGGGGCGGCCAAUACGGCGACGUGUACGAAGCGGUCUGGAAGCGAUACAACAUGACCGUGGCUGUUAAAACACUCAAGGAGGAUACGAUGGCGCUGAAGGAUUUCUUGGAGGAAGCUGCCAUAAUGAAAGAGAUGAAGCAUAGGAACCUGGUGCAAUUGCUGGGCGUCUGCACGCGUGAGCCGCCUUUCUACAUCAUCACGGAGUUUAUGAGCAAGGGAAACCUGCUGGACUACCUGCGAAACGAGAGUAAACACCAGAUCAAUGCCGUGGUGUUGAUGCACAUGGCCACACAAAUCGCGAGCGGCAUGAAUUACUUAGAGAGUAGGAACUUUAUUCACCGCGACCUGGCCGCCAGGAAUUGCCUGGUCGGCGAGAAUCACCUCGUCAAGGUCGCGGAUUUCGGUCUAGCUCGUCUCAUGAGGGACGACACGUACACGGCUCACGCCGGUGCGAAAUUCCCCAUCAAGUGGACCGCGCCGGAGGGUUUGGCGUACAACAAGUUCUCCACAAAGUCUGAUGUUUGGGCAUUCGGUAUUCUACUGUGGGAGAUCGCCACUUACGGCAUGUCCCCGUAUCCCGGUGUCGACCUAACCGACGUAUAUCACAUGCUGGAGAAAGGCUAUCGGAUGGAUUGCCCUCCUGGUUGCCCGCCUAAGGUCUACGAACUGAUGCGCCAAUGCUGGCAGUGGUCAGCGGCAGAUCGGCCAACGUUCAAGGAAAUACACCACUCGUUAGAAAAUAUGUUUCAAGAAUCGAGCAUCACUGAAGAAGUAGAAAAGCAGCUUCAGGGUGGAGGAGAUAUUCCAUUACUUUCGCAUAAGAAAUCGCAGACCGGGAGCACAGGGAAUAUACACGGUCUUGUCCUUGUAUCCGAACAGUUAUCUUCUUCGGGCAUAACGCAAGAAGGAGCCAGUUCGGUCACCAAGCUGAGCACGUUCAUGGGUGGCUUAUCAAGUAGGAGUAACAGCAACAUGGUCCAAAUGCGAAGAUCCACUAAUAAGAAGGGAAAGCAAGCGCCGGCGCCUCCUAAGCGAACGAGCUUGCUGUCGUCAUGCAGUUCAUUCCGAGACUCCGCCUACCAAGAGCAAGACCAGCAAAAUGUCGAAGUGAGCACUAUGACGCUUGACGAUGGCACAGAUCUAAAUGGUAUUGAUAAGAUUUUUGAAGGUAUCACACGUGAUCUCGUGACAAUGGCUACACAGUCAAUUACUACAGGAGGUUGCGAUUUGGACGACGACGGAGAUGGGUCGCAAGGGACAGCCGAACAUAACUUUAUUCCUCCACCGUCGACCUCGCCGGAACCUGUAUCCAACUUACCGUGCAAUCAGAAACAAAUAAAAUCUCGACCUUACACGUCUAAGGAGGUACUGCCUCAGAAGCUGGUACAUGUGGGUGCACUGGAGGUGCAAAAUGUUAAGCGGGCGAUCAACCGUUACGGCACGCUGCCGAAGGGCGCCAGGAUCGGGGCGUACUUGGAGUCGCUGCGGCAGAGCGGUAUGCCGUCGAACCAGGAGAACGUCCCGGUCGCGGCCAGCUUGUCCACCGCCCUGGAGCAGCAGCAGGAGAACGCGGCUGGCGUCGUCGACACCGCGCCGCAGCAUCGCUCGCUGUCGCCCCGUCAGAACAACCUGCGUAGCCAGCCGCAGAUGACGCGCAGCAACUCCUCGAGCGGCGUGGUGAACACCUACCAGCCGCCGAACUCGCCUCGCAGCCGGGCCGUGGCCGCUCGCAAGAACAACGUCGACGGCAUCGGCCUGCGAACGUUCCGCGCGCCCAACAACUCCAGCUUCCGCACCGCCAGCCCGUCCAGAUCGAUCCAGCCGACCUUGGCCGACCUGGAGUUCCCGCCGCCGCCGGUGGACCUGCCGCCGCCCCCGGACGAAGCCUUCGGCGACCAAUGCGACCUGCCGCUGCCGGCGACCGCGUCGCCGUGCACCGAGACCUCGCACAAGACCACGGCCAGCUCGCCGAUCGGCAUCAGGAAGCUGAAGACGGAGUGGAGAAGUAAGGACGAGGUGAGUGACGAUCAGGAGGAGCGGAACAGCGACGUGAGGAACUCGGAGCCGUCGGUGAAGGAGGCGAGCUCGCGCUUCGGCGUGAACCUGCGGCGCCGGGACACCUCCGGCGACGCGCACGCCGCCAAGUCGGACGAGAAGAAGAUGGUGUACAAGCCCAAGGAGACGAGCUCCGUGAUCGCGAAGGUAGAGCCGGCGGACGCGCACCCCGUCUCCGCGCCCGAGGAAGCGCCGCCGCCACCUCCGCCGCCGCCGCCGCCCGUCGGCAACACCGCCGACACUUUCGAGUUGAAGCCCGGCAUGAAGGAGAUGCUGGAGCUCAAGCUGAUCAACGAGAUCAAGCAGAGCGCGGACAUGAAGCACGGCGCCGGUGGCGCGAAGAAGACCGGCGCGGCCAACAGCGCGCCCUCGUCCGCGGCGCCGCUCGACCCGGCGUCGCAGUUGCUGUCCGAGCUGUGCGCCAGCUUCAGCAUGGACUCGGCGAACAGGCAGCAGCAGCAGCACGUCGCGAGCGAGUACGCGAUCACGACGUUGAAAGGUACCGGCGACGUGCUCAUGUCCGCCGGUGGCAGCGUGCUCCAAGAGCACCACGUGACCACGCAGACCACGCUCGAGAGGAGCGCCGCUCACAAGGAGAUGGUUCCGCUGACCUCGCCCAUCACCGAGGGCAUCCUGAGCGCCACGAACGUGGGCUUCAAACUGAAGAAGGUCGACAAGCGGAGCAACGUGCCGAAAGAGGAGAACCCAGAGGGCCAGCAGAUCAUCGACUUCAAGGCGCGGUUGCGGAAGGUGGACAACGCCGACAAGGAGCGCGACGAGAAGAGCGGCAGGCGGUUCGACGACACGGCGAGCAUCGUCGCGGACUCGACCGAGUCGUCCGGUGUGGACGACCCGAACGACGAUAAACGCCGCAGCACCGGCAGCAUCAGCAGCCUGAAGAAACUCUGGGAGAACAAAGAGGCUUCUUGUGAUAACCAACCGCUCAGCCCGAAGCUGAACGUGCGCGGCCCCGGCAAGCAGGACGUCGGCGACGCCAGCGAGGACUCGCCGGAGGAUCACAGCGGCGCGUCCACCAGGAGCUCCACCAGCAAAGACGACCCGCGGAUCUGGCCGCCGCCGACGUCCUCCUCCUCGGUCGGCCCGUCGGAGGUGGAGAAGCCGAUCGUGCCGGCGAAGCCGCUCAAGCCUCUCGGGACCUCCAGCAAGCACUUCGGUUCCUCCAUUUACGCGACGCCCAACUGCAACAAGCCGCCGUCGCAGUCGCAGGGUGACGACGACAGCAAGCAGGCGGCCGGCGGUGAGAAGGGGGCGAAGCACAGCGUGAUCGAGAUCUCGAACGUCAUCGAGAAUAGCAUCCUGAACUUGAAGGGCAGCCCCACCAUCGUCAUAGCCAGCUGGCUGCAGCUGUCCGACAAGGUGGGCCUGCUGCACGGUAUGUGCGUCAACCUCACGGACACGGCGAUCGCGCCCCACGCUAGGUUCCAAUUCCGCGACCUGCUCACCAGGCUGGAGCUGCAGGCGCGGCAGCUGCGCGCAGCCGGCACGCGCAACAUCACCGAGAACACGAGACUGUUGAGUGACGUGCAGAACACGAUAAAGGACGUGAUAAACACGGUGCAGAGAUAAAGCCGCGAGCCGGCGGGUCGGGAAAAUCAAAACCUCACAGAGAGCGUCCCCUCCUCCACCCUGCGACACUUCUCCCCUUGUCUGCUCCCUCUCCCCCCCCUCCCCCGCCCAAAGUGUCUCCCCGCUGUGGACCGCGACAACUUAUCGAAACUCUCUGUCUCUCACUCUCAUUUUCCACUUCCACCUUCUCACUGUCUCUCCUCGGAUCCGUGGGCGUAUAGUAUAUAUAAAUCUACAAUUAUAAAUAUCUAUAUCUAAGUCACUAUAUGAUAAGGUCUGUCGAAGAGAGUGGUGUCCUUUUUGGGAGCCUAGCGACUAAUCUUCGAACGAAUAUAACAGGAGUAAAUUAGUGUGAAUAAGACCUUGAUCGACGAAUACGACUUCGCGACUGCAUGAUCUUUAGGGUGGAUUAAUCCAAAGUUGCAUGAACCGAACGAUCGCCGGUAUGCUGCCCGACAUGCAGAGGCAUACGGGCACACAUACACACGCGCACACACACGCAUACACACACGUACACUUUUAGAGCACACGUCAUAAUACUCGCAAUAACGGUACACACAGCUCGAACGGGAUCCUGUGCUGCAACUCUAAGUUCGUAUACAUUUACACGUUCGCCUGUUUACAGCAUUUGCGUUUUUUCGAAAGAGAGAGAUAUCCCGAGAGAUCGCGCGUAAUUCACGGGCCUGGCAGAAACUCUCGGCCUUAACCGACAUAAAAAGUAUACAUCUUUGCAUGAUUGAACAUUUCUAUGUCGAGACAUAAGACGGUUUUCAUAUACGAUGUAGUAAAUGUGUGUGAAAUGAUUGUAGCCACUGUGUGAAAAUUAAUCGGUCACGCAAAUUCUCCCGCGGCAGCGCGGAAAAUCGGUGUACUCGGCAUGAGAGAUACGUGAGAGUGGUCGCGCAUACGCGCGCGGAGACUGUCGACACGCUAAAUACUAAUUAUCUCGAGUCGCUUAAAUGUACCGCGUAAAAGAAUCGUUUCGUUUUACAUGUAAUUUUAUACACACGUCGUGCUUAGUAUAUACAUUAUAUAUUAUAUAUACGCGCGAGAUUUUUAGACUAGACUAUAUAUAUAUAUAUAUAUAUUAUAUAUAUAUUAAAUACGGACACGACUAAGGAAAUAAAAAAAAAGCGUAAAGAAGUCGUUUCAUGUGUACUGUGGGACAAUAUAACGAUUUUGUAUUUGUAUAGAGUAAGUUGGAUAACAGCUAUUACACUAAUCGUACGCCUACGUAAAUUGUACCCGAACAAACAACAAACAAACAAACAAGUAAACCAAGCAAGUAAGCAAGUAAGCAAACAAAAAAAAAGAAACGAGCCAACCGAAUGUAAUUGAUUAAACUCUUAAGUGUCGUGUGUGCUUCGUUCUUAUCCAUGACGGUAUGAAAAUGUUCUUCCAAGAGCACAAGAGUUAAGCAGAAAUAUUCGCCUGAAGACAUCCAUGAGAGGGGAACAGAGCAAUUGCGUUAACGUUAACUCACGAGAAGUGCAUCUUAAUCGAUAGUCGCGUAUAACGGGCGGGGAAAGGGGGACGAAGCGAGGGAGUUGGAACAAGUAGCGACGGAUAAUGAUUAUACGACGUGUCUGUUAUCUGUCUGUACAGUAUUCUCUAUCAUGCUAUUCUAUACAACGGAGAGUUUAAGUGUCGUCAUGCAUUUGUUCACGUUACUCGCACUCAAUCUUAUUCCGCGUUCGCCCGCGCUCGCGUCGCGUACGUUUCCAUAUAUUUCUCUUAGAGAUCUUUUUUCUCUUUUUGAGAGAUUUUCCUUUUGAUUUUUGAAGAAACGCGUAAGACUUAUACAUGAGUAAGAUUAAUAUUAUGGAGUUAAAUUUCUAUCGUUUAUAUAUAUAUAUAUAUGUAUACACGCGAGAGGGGACGUAAUGUUACAAAUGUCCGCGCCGAGGUGUGCUCAGAUCAACCGUACGCACUUCUUGCGGCAGGGGAACGAGUAUAAGCUAAGUUCUUUUGUAGUUUGUAAUACACGCCGACUUGUAGAACCUAUUGCUUCGAUUAGUGCUCCGACGGACUGAUUUGUUAAAAAAAAAGAAAUGGAGGUUUUCAGGCUUAUACUUCAUUCGGCUUGUGCUUAUGACACUAAGGGGAA
This is a messenger RNA of Dinoponera quadriceps, 6997 nucleotides long. It is a transcript of the gene Abl, whose product is annotated as tyrosine-protein kinase Abl. Gene Ontology annotation, molecular function: protein binding; non-membrane spanning protein tyrosine kinase activity; ATP binding. Gene Ontology annotation, biological process: protein phosphorylation. The transcript is spliced from 10 exons. Bases 364 to 4890 code for a protein of 1508 amino acids. The record is from RefSeq and is a predicted model, not a curated record. Lineage: Eukaryota; Metazoa; Arthropoda; Insecta; Hymenoptera; Formicidae.